Messenger RNA from Halteromyces radiatus, 1187 nucleotides. RefSeq lists its product as uncharacterized. The record is from RefSeq and is a predicted model, not a curated record. The transcript has 3 exons. NCBI's taxonomy places the organism in Eukaryota, Fungi, Mucoromycota, Mucoromycetes, Mucorales, Cunninghamellaceae. The coding region runs from base 87 to 1094 and encodes 335 amino acids.
CUUUUCAUCCCUUUUCAUACAUAAAUUUUUUUUUAUUAUUAUUUUAUUACUGUUAUCAUCAUCUCCCCUGAAUACUUUUGACUGAUAUGUUACUGAUUACAGAAGCUGAUCAAUACAUGGGAUAUGCUAUUGCAUCACAUUUAGGACGAUACCCUGCCUUAAGAUCCAAAAUCCGAUUGUUAUGUAAAAACAAGACCAUUUGCCUUAACUUUGAACAUAAAGGAAUGGACGUACAUUGUGUGGAUUAUAAUCAUCCUCAUCAUCUCUCUUUGGCUCUACGUGGUGUUGAUCACAUCAUCCUGGCUGUGGGUCAUGAUGAUACUCGGGUCUCUAUGGCUAAACAUUUGAUUCAAACUGCCGUUCAAUCUGGUAUCAAGUCCAUCCUUCUUGUUUCUCAUGUAGGUGCUGCUUCUCAUACUCAUGAGACUUUACAACAAUAUGCAGAUAUUGAACGUCUUGUGAUUGAUACUGAUUGUCAAUGGACCAUCCUCAGACCAGACUGGUUGAACCAGAAUUUCCAUUUAUGGGCUCCCUAUAUUGAGAAACAUCGCCAUUUGCCUUUGCCGAUACCGGAUGAUACCGAAAUGUGUCCCAUUGAUAUGAAAGACAUAUGCAAGGUGAUUGAACAAUUGAUCCUAGAUAAAAGCAAUAAAAAUUGGAAAUCUGAAUUGGAUGAUCUACACAAUGGUCAAGUUUAUACAUUGACAGGCUCUCAAGUCGUCAAUCCAAAAGAAUUGGUUCAAAUGUUGUCACAGGCUACAGGCUACACAAAAAUGGAAUACAAACCCACUCGACCUAUGGAUCUAGCCUAUUACUUUAAUGAAUUAAAACGUGAUAUUUGGUUUGAUGCUCGUAUUAAGCAUGAAAAAGCUCAAAUCUAUCGUGAUGAUUUACUUGCUUAUGAUUAUUGUUCUAAAGCUUUUGGUGCUCCUUCAGCCAUCCAUAUUCAAACCAUGUUAGAGUAUUUUGAUUGGAUACAAAAAACAGCAAGUAGUAUCUGUGUUCCACAUGCUCCCAUGAUCACUUCUCUUCCAUGCCGUUCUUUACGAAAGUUCUUCAGUGAAAACGCAAAUACUUUCAAACCAAGAGUCUAAAUCAUUUUUAUUUUAUUUUUUUAAAAGAGUAAUCAUUGAUCCAUUGAUUUUAUCAUCAUAAUAAAAUAUCCAUUUCUAUUUUUUUUUUUUAAA